UAUCCCAACAGUAGUUAUGGACAAGGAGGAUAUGGCUCGGAUACACGACCCGGGUACAAUCCCUCUUCUAAUUACCCGAGCAGAGGAUAUGAACAAGGCGGAAUUGGUAUGGGUGCACGACCUGCCGAAGCUCCCCCUUACCGUGAUGUGGGAUUCUCACAGCCUUCAUAUGGAAAUCAAGGUCCGCCUCCUUUGAGCAGAGAUCCUGGAAUGAAGUCAGAUCAAGAAACUCGUGUUUAUGAUCCAUAUGCAGAGUAAACCAAAACCAUCGAUAGUUGGUGA
Cylicostephanus goldi is the source of this 282-nucleotide messenger RNA. The record is from the annotation of a GenBank genome assembly. NCBI's taxonomy places the organism in Eukaryota, Metazoa, Nematoda, Chromadorea, Rhabditida, Strongylidae.